Messenger RNA from Adineta steineri, 801 nucleotides. NCBI's taxonomy places the organism in Eukaryota, Metazoa, Rotifera, Eurotatoria, Adinetida, Adinetidae. The record is from the annotation of a GenBank genome assembly.
AUGACGGAUUUUUAUGAAAUACUCGAAGUUCAAAAAACAGCGACUGAAGAUGAAAUCAAAAAAUCAUAUCGUCGAUUAGCAUUAAAAUGGCAUCCAGAUAAAAAUCUCUCAAAUAAAACACAAGCUGAAGAAAAAUUUAAAUUAAUUUCUGAAGCUUAUGAAGUAUUAUCUGAUAAAGACAAACGUCGAAAAUAUGAUCAAUUGGGUAGAGCUGGUUUAUCAAAUAAUCAUGGAAAUAGUGGAUAUUCACCAAAUAAUGGUUAUUCUCGAUUUUCCGAAGAUUUUCUUAAUCGUACAUUUCAUUUUCACAAUCCAUUUGAUAUAUUCGAACAAUUUAUGUCACAUUUCGGCAUGGAGGAUGAUUUCGGUUUCGGUAUGAAUCCAUUUGCUGAUUUACAUAGUCGUCAUCAUCAUCUUCAUCAUCAUCCUUUUGGACAUCUCCGUCCAACAUCAUCAUCAUCAUCAUCUUCAUCACGACGUGAUCCACAUCGACAACAAAUGGCUUUAUUUGAUAAUGUUUUUUCUCCAAUGAGAAUGUCUCUAUUUGAUCAUCAUGAUCCAUUUGGACACCACGAUUUUGGUGGACAUCAUGCUGGAUCUAUAUCAUCAUUUAAUGUUUCAUUUGGUAAUGGAAAUUCACGACCAGUAGCUAAAAAAACAACAAAAUCAACUAAAAUAAUCAACGGGCGUCGUAUUGUUACAACAAGAGUGGAAGAAAAUGGACAAACAACAGAAACAAUUGAAGAAGAUGGUCGAUUAACAUCGAGAAAAAUUAAUGGAAUUUUACAAGCCAUUAAAUAA